This is a messenger RNA of Onthophagus taurus, 2484 nucleotides long. The record is from RefSeq and is a predicted model, not a curated record. NCBI's taxonomy places the organism in Eukaryota, Metazoa, Arthropoda, Insecta, Coleoptera, Scarabaeidae.
UAGAGAUAAGAUUUUUUUAAACUUUCAAAGUCUCAAUGUUGUUGAACACAAUGGUCAAUAAAGUGACGUUCUCGUAUAGAGGCAUCGUAAAUUUCUUUCCGUUUUAGAAGUAAAAAACGAGGGGUUCCCUCCUUGCUAUGUUACACAAAAGGUCCGACGCGUGACAGAUGGAAAAAGUAGGGUUUUCCUUCUCCUCGUUGAGACUCAUUUUAAAGAAUGACCGGUUUAAACUUGAAAAGCUUUUAAAGGAAACUGACGAUUUAUAACUUCGUUUUUAGACGAGGAAAAUUGAUGGUUUAAGUGGAUUUUUAAAUUAUUAAUGGGUGGAAAUUGAGUGCUUUUAAGAUGCUAAAAAAUGUUUUGAGUUUUUAACAAGAUUAUUAUUAAUCAAAUAAUAAUUUAAAAAUUAAUUAAUUGUGAACACAUUAUCGGAGAUAAUAUGUUUAUUACAGAAAUUUCUACGAAAGAAUCAUAUCAAGUAAUCACGAAAAAAUAUCUUAUUUUUUUAACUAAAUCUAACAACAAAUAUAUCCCAAAUAAAGAUAAAAUUGUCACCGCCUCUGUUACUGGCUACUUAUGUUAGAGGCAUAAUAAAUAUCACAUUUUUUUAAGGUGUGACAAUUCGAUAAACUUAAAAAAAUGUGUCUCCUAAAUUGCUUCCAACCAGAUAAGAUUACGAUUACCUCCCAAUAAAAGGACGCUCGUUUUGGGAGAAUCCUCAUAGUAAAAUUAAAUAUAUUCAAAGUUGCACUAAAAGUUACACGAUGAGAAAUUUCCUAAUAUUAUCAGUGAUAUUAUCAUAUCUGAAUAAUUCAAACGCUGGUAUUUCAUAUUUACGCAGUUCUGAUGAAGAACCUGAUGAAACUGUGAAACUAUUAAGACAAGAAAAGUUUCCGGAAGACUUUAAGUUUGCUGUCGGAACUGCGGCUUACCAAAUUGAAGGCGGUUGGAAUGCCAAUGGAAAAGGUGAGAGUAUUUGGGAUAGAUUCACCCACGAACAACCCCAUCGUAUUUUGGAUUCAAGUAAUGGUGAUAUAGCUUGCGAUUCUUAUCACAAAUACGAAGAAGAUGUUCAAAUGAUGAAAAAUUUAGGAGUCAAUGCUUAUCGAUUUUCACUUUCUUGGACGAGAAUUUUACCAACGGGUUACAAUAACGUUAUUAACCAAGAUGGUAUAAAUUAUUAUCACAAGUUAAUUGAUGAACUUCUUAAAAAUGGUAUCGAACCGUUCGUUACUAUUUAUCAUUGGGAUUUACCACAAUCUUUACAAGAAAUUGGUGGUUGGACGAAUGAUUUAAUACCAGAUUUAUUGGUUGAUUUAGCUGAUAUUGCAUUUAAAGAGUUUGGAGAUAAAGUUAAAAUUUGGGUUACUAUCAAUGAACCUAGACAAAUUUGUAAAAUGGGAUAUGGUGAUGGCUGGAUUGCUCCAUCAAGAAAUUCACCCGGUAUUGGUGAUUAUUUGUGCACGAAAAAUGUUUUAUUGGCACAUGCUAGAAUGUAUCAUCUUUAUCAUGAUAAAUAUGCAGCACAAGGUGGCAAAAUUGCUCCGGCCAUGGAUAAUUUUUGGUUUCAACCCAUCUCGCCCGAUGACGAAGAGGCGGCACAUAGAGUUUUCGAUUUCUACACGGGGAUUUACGCCAAUCCAAUUUUUGGGUCCGGUGAUUUUCCAGAAUCGGUUAAAAAAUUCGUUAGUGCUAGAAGCGCGAAACAACAUUUCGCAAGCUCGCGAUUACCAACGCUUACAGAGGAAGAAAUCAAUCUGAUUAAAGGAACUUAUGAUUUCUUUGGUUUGAAUUUUUAUACAUCGGUGAUAGUUAAUGAUGCCGAAGAAUCACCGGUCGAUUUGUCAAUAGUUAGUUGGAAUAGCGAUAUGGGUGCUGAUUAUGAUUGGGAUCCAGAAUGGGAAAGAGCGACUUCAUGGUGGCUUAGAGUAACACCAUGGAAUCUUCCGUUUGUACUAAGAGAUUUAAAAAGAAGAUACGGGGAUAUCGAUAUCUAUAUUACUGAAAAUGGAUUAUCUGAUCACGAAAAUAAAAAUGAUAUUCAAAGAGCUAAUUAUCAUUUGAACCAUCUAAAUGCGUGUUUAGAAGCAAUCGCCGAUGGUGUAAAAUUGAAAAUGUACACCGCUUGGAGUUUAAUGGAUAAUUUUGAAUGGACGCAUGGAUAUACCAAUCGUUUCGGGUUAUACCAUGUUGAUUUUAACGACCCCGAAAGGAAAAGAACACCAAAACUCUCCGCGGAAGUAUACAAACAAGUCCUCGCAGACAGAAAAUUACCAAACACAACCAUUUCGACCAAGGGAGCAUCGAACACGAUAAAAAUUUCAUUUGGAUUGAUUACUAUUAGUGUUAUUCUCAACAAAUUAUUUUAAAUAAUUUAUUGCAUUUUACCAAGUAAACUUUAUUAUUCAAACUUUACUUGUAUGCAGAAAUCAGUAUUAUUAUGUAUUAAUUUAUUAAAUUCAAUAAAAUUUAAUUGUGAAUAUA